AUUAUUUUAUGCCUGUAGAUCUGAUCCAAUAUCCAAUAUUCUUAUGAAUACUGGGUGAGCUGUAAGUCUUUCGCAUGAAUCUUCCUGGAUUUAUUCCUGACUGAUAAUCUCGUGGGAAGGCAAAGAUCAUUAUCAAAAGUCGUACAUGAUCGAUGAGGACAUGCUACAUCUUUAUCAAUGUUUGUGGAUCUGCACAUUUAAUAACGAUUUUGUCUUUGCUCUGUUGGUGUUUAUGGCGUUUGCUGUGCUGGGGCUUCCGUGUGCAGGAAUUUUAACUGUAAAUACAAAUUAAAUUUGUAUCAAGAUCGAACAAGCUGACAAACCCUUGUACACAUUAACAUAAUAAAAUACUUACUUUGACCGUUUCUUUUGCGUGUUAUAUUUGAUCUGUAGAUUCUAAUUUGAAAUGCAGGCGAGCCCGCAAAAAUUUCGAAGUAAAUUGUGACGAAACCCUGGCCUUCGUUGUACAUGACAGGCGAUUUCUUAGGAAAUUUUGAGAAAGAAGAAACCAAUGAUGGAGACCUCUCAGGAGUUUCAGGAAGAAAAAUGCCUGUUCCUACACGGAAAAUUCACAAUUAUAUACAAUAUUUUUGGUCAUUAUAUUAGAGUUUUGAACAGGAUUAUUCGAUAUCAUUUCCAUCGGCGUUGGCAUCAAGUUGAAUGACCAUAUGACAGGAAAAGGUGAUAACGGCAGAAGGGAUCAAUUCAGCCUUAAAAAGAGCAGGUUAAGCGUCAUCCCAGUAUUCAUAAAAAUGUAGCUCCAUACUCUCACAGAGCUGCCUCAAGCGAAAGGCUAACAGGUAGUCUAUAACUCAUCUACAUAUUAGAAUUACAUUUAAUAAGGCUGAAGAAUCACACCAGUCUCGCGAAGAGUAAAGGCCCAAUUGUCAAAUAUAUUCCUGAUAGGAUUGCCCAGAUUAUAAUCCCAAUGGUAUUCAAACCAGAAAUUUCAUAGAACGGCUAACAGGAGGAUGAUUCGCCCUAGGAUUGCAUAUUGUAAAACCUUAUAGUCUCAAACUCAGAGAUUUCAUUAAUGACAGGAGAAAUCACCCCAGCCUUGAAAAGGUUUGAAGCCCAAUAAUCUCUAACCCUGAGAUUUUAAGUAGCACCUUUGCAAAGAGGAAAACCCCAAUCUCUCUAAGUCAAGUGAUAGCUGAUAGCCAGAGAAAUCACCCCAGGCUUAUCAAGCUAAAGCCUAAGUUUCUAUCUCAGAGAAAUACCAGCAGGUACACCUUUUAAGAGUAAAAGAGCUCUCUUACUAGGAGCUCACAACUUACAGCUGAAGGAAUUUCCCCUGCCUUGCUAAGAGUAAAAGCCAACAAUUUCCAACAUCUAGAUUGCACCUGAUGUUGAGAAGAAGUAUCCCAGCCUUGAGAAGAGUACACUUCCAAUGUUGCCACCCAGAUUGUAAUCAGGCAUCUUUGUAAAUAAUAAAAUAUCAGUACUUAUAUCUCUACAUAUCAGGCAAUAGUAUUUGCACUGCCUUUUGGCAGAAACACUAUGUCACUGAAAAGAUAUAAUCCCUCGCAUGCAAUUCUGCCCUCUGCAUCCAAGAAGUAUGAUGUUUUCCUAUGCUUCCGUGGGAAUCCCCUAAGAAGAAAAUUUGUAGAUCACCUCAAUGCUUCACUAGAAAAUGCAGGGGUUAAUGUAUUCCUGGAUAGCCAAAAGCUGCAAAGGGGCGAAGAGAUCAGUUCAACUCUUCAAGAGGCAAUUAGAAACAGUGCUAUCCUCAUUCCUAUUUUCUCCAGGAAAUUUGCAGAGUCCCACUGGUGCUUGGACGAGGUAGCCUAUAUGUGUAAAUCAAAUGGUAUAAUUAUACCCUUAUUCUAUUAUGUGAAGCCAACAGAAGUAAGAAAUCCUGAGAGGGGUAUCUUUGCAAAGGCUUUUAAGAGAAAAGAAGGAAGAUACACACAGGAAAGGAUUACGGAGUGGAAAAACGCUCUGUCUAAAGCUUCCUCCUUCUCUGGCUGGUGUACAGAUGACACAGCAGGAUUUGAAGGGGGACUUGUCAAGCUUGUAGUCCAAGAUGUUUUCAAGACCUUAGAACAAAAGACGACCUCAGUCACAGUGGAGGAAGUUCUGCCUGAUCCCUUAGAAGAAGAGCCCUCAGAGGCAAUACCCUAUGUGAUCAGAAAUGAACCCCUUAGAAUUUCAAAGUAUGUCUUCAUCAGUAUGAAAGAGCACAUGAGCAAAAUUAUAAAGAUGCUUAAUAUAGAUUCUGAUGAGAAUGAUGUUCUCACUGUUUGCAUUCAUGGAAAGGGUGGAGUGGGAAAAACCUCCCUAGCAAAGGCCAUCCAUAAUCACAUUUAUCUCAAAUUUGAUGCUACUUGUGUUGUAUAUGAUGUCCGUCAUAAAGCUCAGCAUACAAAUGGUGUAGCUAAGAUGCAGCGUCAAGUAUUGAAAGACCUUGUCAAGUUCAAGGAUAAAGUUAAUGAUGAGGCUCAUGGAAAGAUCUUGAUGAAGGACCGUUUGAGGUCCAUCAAGGCCCUUGUUAUUCUGGAAUAUGUUGAUGAUAGCAAACAGUUGGAGGCAUUACGAGGUGAUUGGUUUGGACCAGGUAGCAGAGUUCUCGUAACAAUGAUCGACCCCAACAUAAUAAAGAAUGAACAUGUUGAUUUUACUUAUGAAAUGCAGGGACUGGAUAAGGAACACGCUCUUCAGUUUUUUAGCUGGCAUGCUUUCAUGAGAGAUAAACCCAAAGAAUCUUAUAAAGACUUAUCAUGCAAAGCUGUGGAUAUUUGCAAUAGGCUGCCAUUUUCACUGGAAGUUCUGGGUGCUCAUUUGUAUAGUAAAAAUCUAAGAUAUUGGAAUCAAGCCAUUGACAUACUAAACUAUUCAAGUUAUCAUGAUAAGUAUGCUAUUCUUAGACUUAUUUGUGAUGGCCUCAAGUCUGAACAGAAAGAGAUGUUUUUAGACAUGGCUUGUUUAUUCAUAGGAAGAAAGAAGGAAAGUGUCAUAAGCUUUUGGGAAGCUAGUCAUUUGCGUCCCAAUGUAGGGCUAACAAAAAUGAAACUGAAAUCACUCAUUAGACUAGAUGAAGAUGAUAGAUUUGUAAUGCAUAGUGAAUUUAGGGACAUGGGAAGAGCUAUUGUAGCAGAGGAAUCAAUGGAACCAGGGAGGCGUAGCCGAUUGUGGAAAUCAGAAGAGGCUGAAAUGGUUCUAAUGCAAGGAAAGGGAACAGAAAGUGUUAGAUGUCUUACCUACCUUCAGCAAGAUGUUCGACUGCAAACUCAUAAUUUGCUAAAAAUGUGUAAUUUGCAAUUGUUAUGGCUGGAUGGAGCUCUUAUUGAAGGGGACUUUGGACAAAUGCCUCCAGAUUUGAAAUGGCUGAGAUGGGAAAACUGCCCUCUAAAAUUCUUUCCGUGUGAAUGGAAUUUGAAGCAUCUGGUUGUACUAGAUUUAAGCUUCAGUAGAGACAUUGAGGCAGUGUGGCCAGAACCAUCAAACAUAGAGGGCCAAAAAAAUCUUAAAGUACUUAAGCUGAAUGGCUGCACAAGUCUUCGGAUGCUCCCAGAUUUGGCUAAUCAUACAUCUCUCAUACAACUGGAGCUCUGUGGUUGUAAAGAGUUAACAGCUCUACCUGAGUCCAUUGGACUUCUAACAGAGCUUAAGUAUCUGGAUCUGUCAAACUGCUGCAACAUAAGCCAACUUCCUGACACUGUAUCUAACCUCAGUUCUCUGGAGGUGCUCCUUCUAUCUGAUUGUCGCAGCAUAAGAAAGUUACCUGACUCAUUUGAAGAGCUAAGGGUUCUCAAAAAACUCAAAUUGGAUGGAACGCCCUUGAAGAAUUUGCCUGAAUCCUUGAGAUGGUUGUCCCACUUGGAGUUGCUGUCUCUUCAUUGUUGCCAUGAUUUAAGAAGCCUUCCUCACCGGAUAGGUGAAUUAAAUUGCCUGCAGUAUCUGGAUAUACACGAUUGCUCUAGUUUGCAAAAUCUCCCUGAUUCAAUAUAUAAACUCAAAAGCUUAUGCCAGUUAGAUAUGGCUGGUUGCAAGAGAGUCAUCCUAGGAGCAGAGCUACGGAACCUUGGUUGUAUGGAAAGAUUGAUUCUAAGUAAUUGUGAAGCCAUAAGGAGCUUGCCUAUAUCAAUAGGCCAACUUAAUUGCUUGCAACAUCUAAACCUCAACCACUGCACUUCUUUGUUUCGACUUCCUGAAGAAUUGGGAAAUCUGGUCCAUUUAGAAGAGUUGCUGCUCAACGAAUGCUACAACCUAUGUGAACUUCCAAAGAGCAUUGGGAAACUUUCUUGUUUAAGGACUCUAGAAAUGGAAGAAAACUACAGCCUAUCUGGUCUUCCAGCUAGCUUUUCUAGACUUACAUCUUUAAAGCAUCUAAAAGAAGGUGGUUGUCCUCUACCACAACAAAUGGGAGAGCUUUUAUCAUUAGAAAUUCUGCAUCUUAAAUCAUACAAAAUGUCCACUUUGCCUCCAACUUUUGGCACACUUUUGCGGCUAAGCAAACUCUACCUAUAUCACUGCACAGAGAUUUUGGAACUUCCACAUCUUCCAAAGAAGCUCAUUGAAGUAUAUAUUCAAGACUGCUCAGGACUGAGGAAAAUCUCAAACAUGUCAGGUAUGAUGAGGCUAAAGAUUCUGAGGAUACAGAACUGCAGGGAACUUGUUGAAUUGCCUGACUUUGGAUCCUUGCAAUCAUUGCAAGAGCUCUCUCUAUCAGAAUGUAGGAGUGUUAAGCAUAUUCAAGGAGUGGAAGGGCUGAAAUCCUUAAGAAGGUUGCAUCUUAUUGGUUGCAGAUUGGCUAGAUCAAAAAGUUCAGGGUUGAAUCACCAACAACUAAUCAAGGAGACCCCUUGUCUAGAGUUAUUCAGCUUUUCUGCAAAUAAUGUUCCAGAAUGCUUACAACACAAGAUAGAAGUAAAUGGGCAUGAUCUAUUCUAUGUUGCAUUGGAUAGUAACGAACAAUGUUCAGGGAUUAUACUAUGCUUUAUGGUGAGGUUCAAGCAUGGGAUUACUUCAGUGAGCAUAGAAUUAAGAACUUUAAGAGAUGGCAAGGAGAUUUUCAAUACCAGGCUUGUGAACCACUCCAAAAAUGUAGAGGGGGACCAGAUUUUUAUUCAUAUUUUGCGAAAAAAACACCCCAUGGCUAUGAUGAUGCAGAGUGGAGAUGUGGUACAUGCCAAGACAGAUAUAUAUGAAGAAAGAAAGUUAAUAAGAAGUGGUGCGAUGCAGUUCUUCUCUGAAGGAAAGGAUGGGAAAAGGGAAGAUAUAAUUUUGGAGAGAUUAGGAAGGGGGUUGACUAGAUUAAUGGAAGGCUACAAGGAAAAUCUAGCCAUUGAAGAUGAAGAAUCUUCUUCAAUACAAAAAUUGAUAUGGUUUGUUUACUUUCCUUUGGUUUUGGGUCUUAAUUCUGAAUUUAAGAAGCUCGGAGCUUCAAAAAGCUCCAGUUCGGUAUGGGGACUGAGAAAGGUGAUAACUGCAGAAGGGAUCAUUUCAGCCUUUAAAAAGCAGGUCAAGAGUCAUCCCAGUAUUCAUAAGAAUAUAGCUCCACACUCUCAUAGAGAUGCCUCAAGUGAAAGACUAACAGAUCGCAGUUCUCUCACCUCUUCAUAUCAGGCAAUAGUAUUUGCACUGCCUUUUGGCAGAAACAUUAUGUCACUGAAAAGAUAUAAUCCCUCGCACGCAAUUCUGUCCUCUGCAUCCAAGAAGUAUGAUGUUUUCCUAUGUUUUCGUGGGAAUCCCCUAAGAAGAAAAUUUGUAGAUCACCUCAAUGCUUCACUGGAAAAUGCAGGGGUUAAUGUAUUCCUGGAUAGCCAAAAGCUGCAAAGGGGGGAGGAGAUCAGUUCAUCUCUUCAAGAGGCAAUUAGAAACAGUGCCAUCCUCAUUCCUAUUUUCUCCAGGAAAUUUGCAGAGUCCCACUGGUGCUUGGACGAGGUAGCUCAUAUGUGUAAAUCAAAUGGUAUAAUUAUACCCUUAUUCUAUUAUGUGAAGCCAACAGAAGUAAGAAAUCCUGAGAGGGGUGUCUUUGCAAAGGCUUUUAAGAAGAAAAAAGGAAGAUACGCACAGGAAAGGAUUACGGAGUGGAAAAACGCUCUGUCUAAAGCUUCCUCCUUCUCUGGUUGGUGUACAGAUGACACAGCAGGAUUUGAAGGGGGACUUGUCAAGCUUGUGGUCCAAGAUGUUUUCAAGACAUUAGAACAAAAGAUGACCUCAGUCACAGUGGAGGAAGCUCUGCCCGAUCCCUUAGAAGAAGAGCCCUCGGAAACAAUACCCCAUGUGAUCAGAAAUGAACCCCUUAGAAUUUCGAAGUAUGUCUUCAUCAGUAUGAAAGAGCACAUGAUCAAAAUUAUAAACAUGCUUAACAUAGAUUCUGAUGAGAAUGUUCUCACUGUUUGCAUUUAUGGAAAGGGUGGUGUGGGAAAAACCUCUCUAGCAAAGGCCAUCCAUAAUCACAUUUAUCUCAAAUUUGAUGCUACCUGUGUUGUAUAUGAUGUCCGUCAUAAGGCCCAAAAUACAAAUGGUGUAGCUAAGAUGCAGCGUCAAAUAUUGAAAGACCUUGUCAAGUUUAAGGAUAAAGUUAAUGAUGAGGCUCAUGGAAAGAUCUUGAUGAAGGACCGUUUGAGGUCCAUCAAGGCCCUUGUUAUUCUGGAAUAUGUUGAUGAUUGCAAGCAGUUGGAGGCAUUACGAGGUGAUUGGUUUGGAACAGGUAGCAGAGUUCUUGUAACAACGAUUGAUCCCAAUGUCAUAAAGAAUGAACAUGUUGAUUUUGCUUAUCAAAUGCAGGGACUGGAUAAGGAACAUGCUCUUCAGUUUUUCAGCUGGCAUGCUUUCAUGAGAGAGAAACCCAAAGAAUCUUAUAAAGACUUAUCAUGCAAAGCUGUGGGUAUUUGCAAUAGGCUGCCAUUUUCAUUAGAAGUUUUGGGUGCUCAUUUGUAUAGUAGAAAUCUAAGAUAUUGGAAUCAGGCCAUUGACAUACUAUACUAUUCAAGUUAUCAGGACAAGUAUGCUAUUCUUAGACUUAUUUUUGAUGGCCUGAAGUCUGAACAGAAAGAGAUGUUUUUAGACAUGGCUUGUUUAUUCAUAGGAAGAAAGAAGGAAAGUGUCAUUAGCUUUUGGGAAGCCAGUCAUUUGCGCCCCAAUUUAGGCCUAACAAAAAUGAAACUGAAAUCACUUAUUAGACUAGAUGAAGACGAUAGAUUUGUAAUGCAUAGUGAAUUUAGAGACAUGGGAAGAGCUAUUGUAGCAGAGGAAUCAUUGGAACCAGGGAAGCGUAGCAGAUUAUGGAAACCAGAAGAGGCUGAAAUGGUUAUAAUGCAAGGAAAGGGAACAGAAAGUGUUAGAUGUCUUACCUACCUUCAGCAAGACGUUCGACUGCAAACUCAUAAUUUGCAAAAAAUGUGUAAUUUGCAAUUGUUAUGGCUGGAUGGAGCUCUUAUUGAAGGCGACUUUGGACAAAUGCCUCCAGAUUUGAAAUGGUUGAGAUGGGGAAACUGCUCCCUAAAAUGCUUUCCGUGUGAAUGGAAUAUGAAGCAUCUAGUUGUACUAGAUUUAAGCUUUAGUAAAGAAAUUGAGGUAGUGUGGCGAGAACCAUCAAACAUUGAGGGGCCAAAAAAUCUUAAAGUACUUAAGCUGAAUGGCCGCAUAAAUCUUCGGGUGCUUCCAGAUUUAGCCAAUCAUACAUCACUCAUACAACUGGAACUCUGUGGUUGUAAAGAGUUAAGGGCUUUACCAGAGUCCAUUGGACUCCUAACAGAGCUUAAGUACCUGGAUCUAUCAAACUGCUGCAAGAUAAGCCAACUUCCUGACACUGUAGCUAACCUCAGUUCUCUGGAGGUGCUCUUUCUAUCUAAUUGUCACAGCAUAAGAAAGUUACCUGACUCAUUUGAAGAGCUACGGGUUCUCAAAAAAAUCAAAUUGGAUGGAAUACCUUUGAAGAAUUUGCCUAGAUCCUUGAGAUGGCUGUCCUGCUUGGAGAUGUUGUCUCUUCCUUGUUGCCAUGAUUUAAGAAGCCUUCCUUACCAGAUAGGUGAAUUGAAAUGCCUGCAGUAUCUGGAUAUACACGGUUGCUCUAAUUUACAGACUCUCCCUGAUUCAAUUUAUAAACUCAAAAGCUUGUGCCAGUUAGAUAUGGCUGGUUGCAAGAGAAUCAUCCUGGGAGCAGAGCUGGGGGACCUUGGUUGCAUGGAAAGCUUGAUUCUAAGUAAUUGUGAUGCCAUAAGGAGCUUGCCUAUAUCAAUAGGCCAACUUAAUUGCUUGCAACAUCUAAACCUCAACCACUGCACUUCUUUGUUUCGACUUCCUGAAGAAUUGGGAAAUCUGGUCCAUUUAGUAGAGUUGCUGCUCAAUGAAUGCUACAACCUAUGUGAACUUCCACAGAGCAUUGGGAAACUUUCUUGUUUAAGGACUCUAGAAAUGGACGAAAACUAUAGCCUAUCUGUUCUUCCAGCUAGCUUUUCUGAACUUACAUCCUUAAAGCAUCUAAAAGAAGGUGGUUGUCCUCUACCCCAACAUAUUGGAGAGUUUCUAUCAUUAGAAACUCUCCAUCUUAAAUCAUACAAAAUGUCCUCUUUGCCACCAACUUUUGGCACACUUCUGCGGCUAAGCAAACUCUACUUACAUCACUGCACAGAGAUUUUGGAACUUCCACAUCUUCCAAAAAAACUCAUUGAAGUAUAUAUUCAAGACUGCUCAGGGCUAAGGAAAAUCUCAAACAUGUCAGGUAUGAUGAGGCUAAAGAUUCUGAGUAUACAGAACUGCAGGGAACUUGUUGAAUUGCCUGACUUUGGAUCCUUGCAAUCACUGCAAGAGCUCUCUCUAUCAGAAUGUAGGAGUGUUAAGCAUAUUCAAGGAGUGGAAGGGCUGAAAUCCUUAAGAAGGUUGCAUAUUAUUGGUUGCAGAUUGGCUAGAUCAAAAAAUUCAGUGUUGAAUCACCAACAAUUAAUCAAGGAGACCCAUUGUCUAGAGAUAUUCAGCUUUUCUGCAAAUAUUUUUCCAGAAUUCUUACAACACAAGAUCGAAUUGAAUGGGCAUAAUCUAUUCUAUAUUGCAUUCGAUAGUGAUGAACUAUGUUCAGGAAUUAUAUUAUGCUUUAUGGUGAGGUUCAAGCAAGGGAUUACUUCAGUGAGCAUAGAAUUAAGAACUUUAAGAGAUGGCAAGGAGAUUUUCAAUACCAGGCUUGUGAACCACUCAAAAAAUGCAGAGGGGGAUCAGAUUUUUAUUCACAUUUUGCGAAAAAAACACCCCAUGGCUAUGAUGAUGCAGAGUGGAGAUGUAGUACAUGCCAAGACAGAUACGUAUGAAGAAAGAAAGUUAAUAAGAAGUGGUGGAAUGCAGUUCUUCUCUGAAGGAAAAGAUGGGAAAAGGGAAGAUAUAAUUCUGGAGAGAUUUGGAAGGGGGUUGACUAAGCUGAUGGAAGGCUACAAGGAAAAUCUAACCAUUGAAGAUGAGUAAAACCAAAGUUUAACAAAAUUUUAAAUGAGUAUUGUUUUAAUCAUUGAGUCUCAACAUUAAUAGGAUGGUCACCUUCUUCAGAAGCAUCUAAAAAUAGCCCAGUGUCUAUUAUGUUUUGAGCUAUAAAAAGGGUCCAGCUACCUGGAUCCUACAUCACCUGUAAGUGAUGUCACAACACACUUUACAGUAAAGUAUGAUAAUUUCAAUAGUUUGCAUAUCUCAGGAAACAAGUACUGAGAAUUUAUGUCCAGCAGAGAUAUAUUUCAUGUAAUUGACAGAAAACUGUUUGCAACAAUUAUGCAAAUUAUACAUAAACUACAGAAAAGUCCCAUGUAAAAUAGUUUCUCUAUCCCAUUGACUCUUCAUGUAUGGGGAAUGAGCAAAAGUAUACUAUUCUAUUCUGUAUACCAGAAUGAUUACUCUGACCUUUAUCAGGUUACACUUCUAGAAGCUGCUACUUAUUUCCUAUCAAUACAAGAGUUGUGUAACA
Messenger RNA from Cryptomeria japonica (Japanese cedar), 9892 nucleotides. RefSeq lists its product as uncharacterized. The transcript has 13 exons. Gene Ontology annotation, molecular function: ATP hydrolysis activity; ADP binding. Bases 1501 to 9402 code for a protein of 2633 amino acids. The record is from RefSeq and is a predicted model, not a curated record. NCBI's taxonomy places the organism in Eukaryota, Viridiplantae, Streptophyta, Pinopsida, Cupressales, Cupressaceae. Gene Ontology annotation, biological process: signal transduction; defense response.